Podarcis muralis (Common wall lizard) is the source of this 3445-nucleotide messenger RNA. RefSeq names its product adaptor related protein complex 1 subunit mu 2 (gene AP1M2). Lineage: Eukaryota; Metazoa; Chordata; Lepidosauria; Squamata; Lacertidae. Gene Ontology annotation, biological process: intracellular protein transport; vesicle-mediated transport. Gene Ontology annotation, cellular component: clathrin adaptor complex. The record is from RefSeq and is a predicted model, not a curated record.
CUGCUGCUGCCUCCGCCUCCUCUCCUUUAAGGCAGCCCAGCUCACCUGUAGGCGCAGCGCCCUCACCUAGCCCAGGUAGCUGCUGAGAGCGAGCGAAGCAGGAGAGGAGGAGGAAGUGGGCGCAGCAGGAGCAGCAUGUCCGCCUCGGCAGUUUUUAUCCUUGACCUGAAAGGCAAGCCCCUCAUCAGCCGCAACUACAAAGGAGAUGUGAGCAUGUCAGAGAUUGACUACUUCAUGCCGCUCUUGAUGCAGAAGGAGGAAGAAAGUGCCCUGACGCCACUCCUGUCCCGCGGGAAAGUGCAUUUCCUUUGGAUCAAGCACAGCAACAUUUACUUGGUGGCCCUAACCAUGAAGAAUGCCAAUGCCUCACUGGUGUAUUCUUUUCUCUAUAAAGUGGUAGAGGUCUUUUCUGAAUAUUUCAAAGAGCUGGAAGAAGAGAGCAUCCGUGACAAUUUUGUCAUUGUGUAUGAACUGCUGGAUGAGCUUAUGGAUUUUGGGUUUCCCCAGACAACAGAUAGUAAAAUUUUGCAAGAGUACAUCACUCAGCAGGGCAACAAACUUGACACGGGCAAAUCCCGCGUUCCACCCACAGUCACCAAUGCAGUCUCCUGGAGGUCGGAGGGCAUCAAGUAUAAGAAGAACGAAGUCUUCAUUGAUGUCAUUGAAUCUGUCAAUCUGCUGGUUAAUGCCAACGGGAGUGUCCUGCUGAGUGAGAUUGUGGGCUCCAUCAAGCUGAAGGUCUUCCUCUCCGGCAUGCCAGAGCUGCGUUUGGGCCUCAACGACAGGGUGCUCUUUGAGAUCACAGGACGUGGAAAAAAUAAGUCUGUGGAGCUGGAGGAUGUCAAGUUCCAUCAAUGUGUGCGGCUGUCACGUUUUGACAACGACCGGACCAUCUCCUUUAUCCCACCUGAUGGAGAUUUUGAGCUCAUGUCCUAUCGGCUGAACACACAGGUGAAGCCCCUCAUCUGGAUAGAGUCUGUCAUUGAGAAGUUCUCUCACAGCCGAGUGGAGAUUAUGGUGAAGGCCAAGGGCCAAUUCAAGAAGCAAUCGGUGGCCAAUGGAGUAGAGAUAUAUGUCCCGGUCCCGAGUGAUGCCGACUCGCCCAAGUUCAAAACCAGCAUCGGCAGUGCAAAAUACCAGCCUGAGAAGAAUGUUGUCGUCUGGAGCAUCAAGUCGUUCCCGGGUGGCAAGGAGUACCUGAUGAGAGCCCACUUUGGGCUGCCCAGUGUUGAGAAUGAGGAGCUGGAGGGACGUCCGCCCAUCUCAGUCCGUUUUGAGAUCCCCUACUUCACAGUCUCUGGGAUACAGGUGCGGUACAUGAAGAUAAUUGAGAAGAGUGGAUACCAGGCUCUGCCUUGGGUCCGCUACAUCACCCAGAGUGGGGAUUACCAGCUCCGGACACAUUAGUCGUGAUCUUGCAGAGCCAGGCACCAUCAAAAAUGAAGAAGCCUGAAUGGCCCAAGAAUCCUUUGUUGGCACUCUGAAGCAAAUUGUGUGUGUGUGUGUGUGUGUGUGUGUGUGUGUGUCCUCCUCCUCUCAAAAUGUCACCCUGCUCCUCUGCCCAACCACAGCUCGAUUUGGCAACAGUUCUUGGGCUGGUUUGCCCGAUGCCUGCAGGGGGAAAUGAUGGUUCUGUGGUUGUUGCCUGAGAUGGCACCUGCAUUGCUUCCCUACCUGAGUGGCAGUGGACUUACCUGUGGCGAAACGCCAACCAGCUGUGCCUUGCCAGGACAAGACUCUUCCAGAUGCCUUGCCUUCUUUCAGAACCUCCCUCCUUUAGAAGGUUCCACAGAACCAGUGGUGACACUUUGCUCUGAAGGUUUAGCUUGGCGUUCUCAUAGGGGGAGAUGCGUUUGGCUUCACCUGCGGGUAGCAUUCACCUGAGUGUAGCAUUCGGCUCAGCCUGGAAGGUAAGCUGAGCUCCCCACAAGCACCUUGUUGCUCUGCACCUUUGAUUGGUGAAGAGAGAGGCAGGGAAAGCAUGCCCUGCCAUGGUGUGUAGAAGCUAGAACUAGGAGCUUCUGGGCACAAACUCACUGGGUGACUGCAAGCAAGCCCCUUCCCCCCCUCAGUCUGUUCCCUAAUUGUAUGAUGAGAAUAGUGGCUACCUCAUUUUUAAGAUUUGUGACUCAAAACUACUUCCCAUUGUCAUUUAGACCACAAUGUGCUGUAAAUAGAAGUUGAAAUGAAAUUGGGCCAUUUCGACAGGGUGACCAUGACGCUGUUGUGUGUCAUUAGUCCUCAUUUCCUUUGGUUUUCUGUUCCACUUUCUUCCUUCAUUCUAAGCAUCCUCAUUACAGCCAACAAAUGGAGCCGCUUGCAAUCAUACAGUACUGGCAGGUUCUUACAAUAGUGGGCCUUUAUCAUUCUGGACACCUGACAGCGAAAAUACCAAAUAUUAUUUGGAGAGGAAUGCUGAAGCUCAGGCCUGCUUGUUCUUUCAGAGCUCCUUUUGCCUCUUAGUUGGUUUAUUUGAAAAAACAGAUAUUCCACAUGCAAUUUCCCUUAUUAAAUCUUUCUUCGGUUUCAUCUCUAAGGUCAGGAAAAGAGAAUGUCCAGCUGAUUAGCAAUUAAUCCCCUUGGUAUUUAUUGAUACUAGUCUAUGCACAUUUAUAUUGGAGUGAGCCCCAUUUAAUGCAGUGACGUCAUGUUUGAGUAAGAACACACAGAAUUAGGAUGCAAGAGUCUGAUAACCUGUCUACCCAUCUUCCUUUGAUUUGCUCUCAGUGAUGUGGUUGCUACGGAAACAGUCUGAAGCUACUGUUGAUUUGUAUAGGAACCUGAACCGGGCCCUUUGAGAAAAGGGAAUUCUAGUUUCCCAGCUUUCCCUUCUUAAGCCACUAAAAGCAAGGGGAUAAAAUAAAUGUGGUUAUACUGUGAAAAAAUACCUCAACACAGUGCUUUUUUUCCUGGGGGUACGCAUACCCCUAAACAUUUUGUGAAUCUAAGUUUGGCCUCAUUGAGGUGCAGUAUUUCAAUAUGAGUAGGAAAAUGAGAGUACCCCUAAACAUUAUUUUUUUAAAGAAAAAAAGCACUGCCUCAGCAUGUAAGUGGAGCCAUGUACAGAUCUAUUUCAUUAGUAGUGAAGCUGCCUCAAAUUGAAUGCUGUCUAUUUAAGUACGGUACAGUGAGAAAAAUCCCAGAAAAGGAUUUGUUGGUCUGCAGCAACAAGAUGGCAGAAAGUAAUUGCAUUAGAAAGGCCUCCAAUUUAGGCCUGUCCCAGAAUCUUCCACCUGUUAGGAUUUUGGCACUCCCUAAUAUAAUGCAGUUCAUGCCUGAUUAAGUUCCCCUGCAGAUCCAGCAGUACCAAGUGCAGCUCAGAGGCAAACUUGCAAGGCUCCCAAACCAGUUCCUGCAAAGUGGUCGGUGGCAGAGCAAAUUCAAAGAAUGUCCUGGCACCUGGGUUCAAGCCUUUAAAAUAUGUGUGUGUCUCCCUCCCCUCAAA